UUCUUCUUUUAUUUAAUGGUGAAUAAUUAUAUUGUCUAUAUUUUCCAAUUAAAGUUGAAUUAUGUUAUAUAGUUGUAGAAAAUGGUCAAAGGAAAAAGACAAUGGCUGAAACCAGGUGAUUUGAGAACUAAGAAGCUAACAGAAUAUGAGAAACAAAGAAAUAAGCGAAUCAAGAAGAACUAUGAGGUAAUGAACAAUCUUGGAGUGAAGAAUAUUACAAAUUCUUUGAUGAGUGUGGUUCAGCCCAAAUGUGCAAAUGCAAAGGAAAAGAAAAUUAGGGUUGAGGUAGAUGAUGAUGAUGAGUAUAAUCCGUCAGAGAGUGAGAACGAUAGUGAUAAUGAGUCAUUGGGUUCCUUUUAUCGCAAGGAACAAGAGAUGCCACCGGGGUUACGUUUACAGCCUCAUUCGAGGCCAUUAACUCCCACCCCAGAAGAAGGGAUGGAUCCCCCACGUCAAGAGAUUGGUACCCAACCCUAACCACCUCAUAAUGUGCAACCUGUGCAUGAGGUGACUGCAUCUAGUAGUGUUGCAUCACAUGACAGACGUGGUCGUGGUCCAACACGCGGCAUACAAACCCAACGCAUUGUCCAGAAAAAUGGAAAGAUGUUGGUUCCUGUACCUGAACAUUUCCGUGCGCCAGUGGGAGAUCAAGCCUCUAAGUUGGCCUCCAAGAUUGGCAUAGAGGUUCGAACGCAAUUACCAGACUUGAGCAUUUGUAGGUGGAAUAAGGUUCACGAUGCUGAUAAGAAGCCGAUGAUCCAACGCUUGGAGGAUCAGUUUGAUCUACAAGGCAAUCCGAGUGAUGUAGCAAGGACUUUAAACACACAGUUUGGUCGGCGAUUGAGUAGCUUCACCUAUAGGUUGCACAAACAAUACAAGCAACUUAAGGAUGCAAGAGGGGAGGAGUACGCGAGAAGCCACCCACCUACAAGUGUUACUCUUAAUCAAUGGACAUCUCUAAUUGACAAGAAGUGGAAUAGUAAAGAAUUCAUGGAACAAUCACUAACUAAUGUGAAUAAUAGGAUGCAAAUGAAAACAAAACAUAGAUGUGGAUCAAAAUCAAUCCCGGUUAGGGUGCACAGCUCGAUAAUUGCAAAUGGAGAAGUUCCUGAUUUGGCAAAGUUUUACAAGUCCAUCCACUAUAAUUCGAACACACAUGAAUGGAUUUCGUCGGAGAGCCAAGCUAAUUAUGACAACAUGAUAAAGACGCAAGCCGAACACCUCUCGCAGACUGGUGUGAUCCCUUUAAGCCAAGAGGAGUUGUCAGUUAAGGUACUUAAGCCAAGGUCAGGUUAUGUGAAAGGACUCGGCUUGAGGCCUUCUUCUUCUAUGAAGACUACUGUUGUACCUGCUGAAAAUAGUGACUAUGUUCAACGCCUUGAGAUGCAAAUAGCACAGCAAAAUGAACAAAUAGCAAGGUUUCAAAAGUCAGAGAAGAAACAAAGCAAGAAGAUACAAAGUAUCAUAGAGUGUUUGACGCAGAAAGGUAUCACGGGAAAUUUUGAGAAUGGGGAAAGUUCAGAUUCUGAUGAACAAGCUUCUUGAUUGGAGAUGAACGAAUUUGGUAACCUGCAUAGCAAGAGUUUUUUGUUGAUAUUACCAGACACAUCCAUCACAGUGUAGUUGUACUUUUUGUUGAUAUUACCAAACAUGUAUUUUGACUAUGUUGUUGUGGGCUAUGAUUAUAUUGUGAUGGAUCUUA
Camellia sinensis is the source of this 1702-nucleotide messenger RNA. The record is from RefSeq and is a predicted model, not a curated record. NCBI's taxonomy places the organism in Eukaryota, Viridiplantae, Streptophyta, Magnoliopsida, Ericales, Theaceae.